Molecule: messenger RNA, 501 nt
Organism: Brassica napus (rape)
Lineage: Eukaryota; Viridiplantae; Streptophyta; Magnoliopsida; Brassicales; Brassicaceae
Product: probable LRR receptor-like serine/threonine-protein kinase At2g28960
Exons: 1
Coding region: 1-501 (166 amino acids)
Source: RefSeq, a predicted model, not a curated record
AUGUUCAGGUAUCCUGCAGAUGUAUAUGAUCGUGAAUGGGAGCAGUUAAGUCUUUCGUUCGCGUUUAAUUUUGUAAACACAAGUCUCAAUAUAAAUGCUUCUACUCCUUACGAGCUACCACAAGAAGUCAUCUCAAAGGCAGUCAUUAAUAAAAACGUGACCGAGAAGUUAACUUACGAAUGGACCAUGGACGACCGGGAGGAUCAGGCUCUCAUAUAUCUACAUUUCGCUGAGAUACAAACACUUCGAGGCAACGACACAAGAGAAUUCGACAUUGCAUGGAAAGGAAAGGACGAAAACUUUACAAUUUCAGCUUAUCGCCCUCAAAAGUUACAACUAGAGACUCUAUACAACACAUCGCCUAUGAAAUGUAGGUUUCUUGGAUGUACUGUGGAGCUGGUUAUGACUCAGAACUCAACUCUCCCACCAAUGGUUAACGCCAUGGAAGCUUACAAGAUUAUUGAGUUUCCAGAUGCUGAAACUAAUCCAGAGGAUGGUUAG